AUGUAUCUGCUGGAACAACGCCAACUCCUGAACCCCAACCAGGCCGGUUUCCGGAAACACAGGUCGACGGAGGACCAGAUUCUGAGGCUGGUACAGGCGACGGCGGAUGGCCUUGAAGAAAGGAAGCGGACCCUGCUGGUGACGGUGGACUUUUCCACAGCCUAUGACAAGGGCGCGGUGACAUCCCCGGCGCUAUUCAACCUAUUCAUCAACGACAUCACCGACGACUUCCCACCGGGCGUGUCGGCGUCGCUGUACGCCGACGACCUAGCCAUCUGGUGCAGCGACCGUGACGUCUCUGCCGCCGAGACCAAGGUGCAGCGUGCCCUGGACAGCCUGGAGGAGUGGGCCCGACGCUGGAAAAUGGUGGUCAGCCUGGAGAAGACUACCUCCACUAUCUUCACGCUCGACCCAGCUGAGGCACGGCGAGAAGCGGCGCUCCAUUUCCAGGGCCAACCAGUGAAGUUCUCCCCCACCACGACGUUCCUGGGCAUCGCCCUCGAUAGGAGCCUCACCUUCACGGGACAUGUGAAGACGAUCAAGGCCAAGAUGCUCCAAAGGAACAACGUCCUUCGGGCCAUCAGCGGCACGACGUGGGGCUGCUCACCGUCUGAUCUGCGCAGCACAUACCUCGCCUUCUCUCGCGCCUGCGCCGACUACGCCGCCGGUGCUUGGAUGCCCGGCCUCAGCGAGUCUGGCCUGAGGGAGCUGGAAACGGUGCAAAGACAGGCGUGCAGGACAAUCACCGGCUGUCGACGGACUGCCGCCGAGGAGACGCUAGCCGGACUGCCGAACCCGGACGUCCAGGCUUUCACGGACGGCUCGGCCACAGCCGGCACAGAACGAGGCGGAGCAGGGGCAGUCGUCUAUAGGAGCGGCAGGGAAGUGAAGAGGAUCCGAGCGCCAGCGGGGCGCUUCACGUCGAGCUACACAGCGGAGCUUAUCGCUCUACGAGAGACACUCAAAUACAUCGAGUCCAUCCUCACCGAUCAAGACCCUGCACUCAAUAUCCAGCUGUGCACCGACUCCCUAUCAUCCCUUAUGCGUCUGAGGGAAGGCCCGGCCAACCAGACUGAACGGGUCGCUGACCAAGUCUGGCUAUCCCUCCGGCGACUAGGACGACGCCACCGCGUGGACCUUCAGUGGGUUCCCGGUCACGCGGGAGUCGCCGGCAACGAGAUCGCCGAUGCCGUGGCCAGGGAGGCCGCUGAGCUGCUGCAGGACGGGACACCCAUCACCUUCGCGGCGGCCAAGAGCCUGCUGAAGCGCCACGUAAGCAGAGAGUGGGUGGAGAGCACGCGCCACUCCCGACCGGCGCCCGCGACCCGCCCGCACCUAAGCCACGACUACCACGAUGUCGUCGGCCCGGGCAGGGUCAGGCUGGCAGACAGGCUCGGCCUGUCUAGGAGAGAGGGCACCGCUCUGGCGCGCCUCCGGACCGGCCACUCUCCUGCCCUGCAAGCUUACCGUCACUUCAUCGGGGCGGAGGAGGACGAUGGGUGCCCGACCUGCGACGGCGGAGUCAGGGAGGACGCGGAACACUUACUGACGUCGUGCCCCGCGACGGCCCGCGUCCGUCACGACGUUUUCGGGAGAGAGGACCCGACGCUGCGGGAGGUCUUCGCUGACCCAUGCCGGGUCAUCGAGUUCCUGCGGCGCCUGGGCCGACUAUAG
Amphibalanus amphitrite is the source of this 1674-nucleotide messenger RNA. RefSeq lists its product as uncharacterized. Bases 1 to 1674 code for a protein of 557 amino acids. The record is from RefSeq and is a predicted model, not a curated record. Lineage: Eukaryota; Metazoa; Arthropoda; Thecostraca; Balanomorpha; Balanidae. The transcript is spliced from 3 exons. Gene Ontology annotation, molecular function: RNA-DNA hybrid ribonuclease activity; nucleic acid binding.